Messenger RNA from Dendroctonus ponderosae (mountain pine beetle), 1152 nucleotides. RefSeq lists its product as uncharacterized. The transcript has 2 exons. Lineage: Eukaryota; Metazoa; Arthropoda; Insecta; Coleoptera; Curculionidae. Bases 16 to 660 code for a protein of 214 amino acids. The record is from RefSeq and is a predicted model, not a curated record.
UUUUUAUUACAAUCCAUGACAAUUUCCACAUGUAUCCAAGGCAGCAUUGUAAGUGAGCUGAGUGGUACGAUCUACGGCGAUCCAAUCGAAAACAAUGACGAUCUACUCAAUUCGAAUCUCCCAAUCAAAACGAUUUCUGGCGUAGCAUUCUUAUUUCGUAUAGGAUUCCACGAGAGAGAUGGUGAAAUUUACAAACGAAUUCAAGCGCUAGAAGGUGCCCCGUAUCCUUUCCAGGCUGGAAACAUGGCAGUAGAAAAGAAGGAUUUUGCUACCAUUGUUGAUACAGGUUACAUAAUAAUGCGGCCAAAUAUCCUAAGAUCAUUCAGUGUAUUUGAAGUGUAUGGCAUGAAGCAAAAUCUAGCAAUGCCCAAGAAUUCCUAUUUUACCGAACAAUAUAAUGAAUGGAUCGGCCACCUAAUGGAGAUCGGAGUUUUGUCAAAAUUCAUUAAACUAUACCAGUACUUUUACGCGCUCAAAUUCUACGUAGAAGAGGACAAACGCAGUUUCGUGGUCACAUUGGAGCAACUUUUGCCAGUUUUAUCAAUUGUUGGAGCUGGAUAUUUUCUGGCUCUACUAAUAUUUGUCAUGGAACUAGCAGUCGAUAGAUGGCAAACCAUUGAGUUCAAACCUGCUAGAAAAUCUCGGAAAAUUUCAAUUUAAAUCGGCAAAGUUUAUGCAAUAGUAUUGUUCGUCCAUUCCAUAACACCUCGCACAAAUCUGCUCGGUUUCUAUUGCAUAAUAAGAGAUUUGUUUAUCAGACUGCCCAGGGCUCUUGACUGGUAGAACCAAUAGCGAGCAGAACUGUUUAAGACAUUAUUCGUGAUUAUUUGUAGCUCCGCCUUAUAUCGUCCCACUUGCUUGAAAUUUGCUAUUUGAAACUAUACUUAGAUAUCGUUAUGUUUAGCAGGCAGGUGGCUAAGUUUAUUAUGUUUGUAAUUAGUUGUUAAAUGUCUCAGUCUAAUUAAAUAAACUAAUUUAGGAUUUACUCAAAAGCGACUGUUCUAUUAGCUUAUUGGGAAAGGAAACCAUUUAGAAACCGUUAAAUAACUUAGUUAAUAAACAGCAAAAGUAUGGAAUAAUUACAAUUUUAAACGACUAGUUUGGUGUGGAUAUUAGGUAUAUGGAAUAUACUUCCAUAUGCAGAAAUUUUCG